AUGGAUGCCGAGAAGAUCAACGAUCAGGAGGUGAAAAUUCUGGAGGCGUCGCUGGCUUCGGUGCCGAUCUUUCAGGGAUGCGAGGAGUUCUUGAUAAAGCAGAUCGCCAAGAAGGCGCAGUGCCGACGCUACGACGGCCACGAAGAGAUCGUCUUCUCGGACCAGGUCCCUCUGCUGGUGGUCCUGUCGGGAGCGGUUCGCAUCUGCAUCGGCUGCGCUCCAGACACGGAUGCCGGGCCCGGGAGCGUGCUGAACGUCCCAGGCAUGCUGGGCCUGCACGAGCUGGCGGAGCCCUACAAGCCAAAGGCAGGGAAGCCGGCAAGUGAUCCCAACGACGACCUUGAUGACUGCGUGUCCAUGGAUCCAAAGACGGCCCAAGGCCCUCUCAAGGACGAGGUUCAGAACAUCUACAACCUUUGUCCCAUCAGCUGCUACAGCAGCCAGAAGCAGACCAACCUCUCUGGCUGGCUCCGCAUGGACAUCAAACCAGCAGAUAGUGCGGGCGCGAAGGUUGCGAUGGUCUCGUUGGACUUGGUUGAGAAGGUACUGGCCAAAGGCGACGCCUUGCGACCCUUUCAUGCAAACUUGUCCAGAUUGACGGACCAGUUCAUUUGCAUCCUGCGGCACGGCAUGUUCCCCGGCGUCCCGCCGGAGGUUAUCUGGCUGAUUGCCUGCGGAACGCAGCGGCGGCACUAUGCCCCAAAGGAGACCCUUGUAGAGGAGGACGACCUGGGAGAGGUGGCAGAUUGGCUGAUUGCCAUCAACAGCGGCAAGGCAGAUGUGGAGAAGCUCAGCUACAAUGGCGAGGAGGCAGUACCACAGACGAUUGGCUCACUCAGUGAGGGGGCUGUCAUGGGAGACGUCUGCUUCUUGCACGGCGGGGUGCCGCGGGGCGCCACUGUGCGUGCACAGACGGAGGUGGACGCCAUUGCCAUCCCACCGAGUGUGAUUCUGGAUGCGCUAGCCAUGUUUCCUGGGAUCACCAGCAGCUUCAUGGGGAGGCUCCGGGAGAUCGUGAUGCAGCUCCAGGGCAGCCUCCCUCGCCCCGCGCAAGCCCUGAAGGGGAUGCAGAUCUUCUCCAGCUGUGACCUGGCCUUCCUCCGAGCGGUGGCCUCCGUCUCCGAGCGCAAGGUCUUCUUCGCAGGCGACCAGGUGCGGGAGGAGGGGAUCAUAGAUGACACCCUGCGAGUGAUCGAGUUCGGGCGAUGCCGCGUCGAACGGCGACGCGAGGGCGGUUGUGGCGUCGAGUUCUGCGGCUCCUGCGAAGUGGGCACCGUGCUGGGGGAACGAAGGUUCUUCAACAUGCCGUCCAUGUGGCCAGACGCCACCUUCAGGAUUGCCACACCCUUGGCCCUGCUCCUCUUCAUCCCGAGGCAGUCUUUCAACGGUGUCCUGGACAAUUACCCCUCCGAGCAGCAGCGAUUUCGCCUCGUGAAGGAGAACACCAAGACGGACGGAGGUAAUGCGAAGCGGGAGCACGAUGCGGCCAGCCUCACCAUUCUGCAAGGAUNNCUUCCUCCAGGCAAUUGCAGGCUGCAUCCGCACGGUGACCUACAAGAUUGGUCAGACGAUCACCGUGCAGGGGGCCGUGGAUUCGGGCUCCAUGUACAUCAUCAAAGGAGGGUCAGCCGAAGUCUUCGUCAAUCACCGCUACGUCAAAGACGU
Messenger RNA from Symbiodinium necroappetens, 1665 nucleotides. NCBI's taxonomy places the organism in Eukaryota, Dinophyceae, Suessiales, Symbiodiniaceae. The record is from the annotation of a GenBank genome assembly.